CAACCCUGCAACCCUGCAGCCCUGCAGCCCUGCAACCCUGCACAACCCUGCAACCCCACGACCCUGAAACCCCACGAGCCUGCAGCCCUGCAACCCCUGCCAUACCCCGCCAAACCCCAAACCACAACCCUCCGAACCCUGCCAACCCCAAUGCCACAACCCUCCCAACCCUCCCAACCCCAAUGCCACAACCCAACCCUUCCUACCUGCCAAUCUCUCCAACCCUCUUACCCCCAACAACCCUCUGGCCCCCCUAUAACUGUACGACGCCUCCUUUUCACUGCAGCUUCUCUACCCCUCUGCCCCCAAUCCCAAACUCCCCAACUCUCACUCCCCCAAAUCCUGCAAGCAACGCCUUCCAAAUAUAUAACCUACCCUAAAGCCCUGACCCCAAAAGCCUUUCCCCUCCUGAUGCAUGGCCCUCAGAUGGACAGGGAAGCACCCUUCCUGUGUGACCCCAAUGCCAUGAAUCUUUGCUCAUUCAAAUUCCAUGAUUCCCGGCCCUUUGGACCCCAUUUGCCAGGCUGGACAUGUUUAUGUUGCGGACCCUAUCUUCUCAUUCAUGCCCCGCUGCCCAAGCCAUGCACAUUCCCGCUGAAUGCCCUGAGGAUGAACGAGAUCCGUGGCUUGUUGCUGUCAUAA
Messenger RNA from Volvox carteri f. nagariensis, 642 nucleotides. RefSeq lists its product as uncharacterized. The record is from RefSeq and is a predicted model, not a curated record. The transcript has a single exon. Lineage: Eukaryota; Viridiplantae; Chlorophyta; Chlorophyceae; Chlamydomonadales; Volvocaceae. The annotation marks the transcript as partial.